Molecule: messenger RNA, 4120 nt
Organism: Ceraceosorus guamensis
Lineage: Eukaryota; Fungi; Basidiomycota; Exobasidiomycetes; Ceraceosorales; Ceraceosoraceae
Exons: 3
Coding region: 423-3899 (1158 amino acids)
Source: RefSeq, a predicted model, not a curated record
AGAAGCGUCGCGCGAACUCACGGCUUGCAUGCUUCGAAGUUGACUUGCUCCACAACAAAGCGGAGCAGCGCGAGCAGCGGCAUGGAUCACAACCUCAUCGUUAGCAUGAAGCAUCAGCCAUCCGUACCGUCUGUCCUCCCUUUCUGCACAAUCCGAUGAGUGUGCGCUUUCGGGCGGGACAGGUACUGGCAAGUCUUUAACGCCAUUUCUGCUGCUGAAUUCGGCUUCGUUCGACCACCUAGCUGGCACCCUCACCCCGCUUCAACACGCUCAUCAUCACAAUCGCAAUGCAAAAGCUAGCAGCCACGCAUACAAACCAUCAUUGAUUGCUACAAAGCACUACACAAUACAAGCUGGUCUCCUCUCUCUGUGCUGAGAAGCAUCACGUCGGACGCCGUAGCUGAGGCUUCAGCGCUCAACGAAUGGGCGAUCGCUUCGCGGCGCUGGCUGGCUACGCUGGAGAUGAGACGGUAGCGACGGAUUACAACAGGACUGGGCCAGGAGGGCUGACCAUGGCAGGGCUCGACACGACCGACGACUCGAGCAUUGCUCCUGCUGCUCGCAGUAAGCCAAGCUCUUCUGCACCUCGGCCGCUCUCGCCACGCAAAUCCAAUGUACCCACUAACGCUCCAUCUGCGAUCGGAAAGCCUGUUGCGGGAGCGAGAACAGCUUCUGGCUCCAAUGUCAAGGCUUCCAGAGUGCCGCUUCGCAACGAUUCAGCUACCGAGCCUUCGACGCCUCAAGCUGCCAUCGACAGGCGCGCCCACAAAUCGCGCGUAGAGAUACCCGCUACAGAUCGCAAGCAGGAUCCGCGCAGAUUGCAAGGCAUCAGGAUCGUAGAUGGUGAGGACUCGGUGGCGCCUUAUGGCGAGGUCGACGAUACUGGCAUUCUGGAGGACAGCGAUGCAGACUUCAUUCGCGCACAGCAAGAUUUAUCGCGAGCCAACGAGACGUCGCUUGCGAACGGCGCGAGCCUUGAAGAGUCUGCGAUCGGAUUGACUGAGGCACAGGCAGAGAAAGCUCGCCGAGCAGCAGGUCUGAGCAUGAAGGUAGCCACAGAGCGCAACGAUCAGUUGACAAAGGAGAACAACGACUUGAAAAUUGAGGUGGAUCUUCUCAGGCAGCGUUACAAGCAUUCGGACAAUGAUGUCAUGCAACAAUUGGUCUCCAUCACUCAGGAGCACCGAAGGUUGCAAGCUCGUCUCGCGAAGCAGGAUCAAUUCAUUCGGGAAGCGGGACCGGAAUUGGCCGCAUACAAGAAGCUCCAAAAGCGCAUCGGCAAGGAAGACCCUGUCGCUCUCAGAGCCGAAGCGCAACGAGCUCAGGCUGAGGCUGAAGAGCAUCGCUCAGCUCGCGAAGCGCUGGAAGAGGAGCUUGCGGAUGUCCGCAACCAAUCCGAGGAAGCAAAGGCGGACCUGGAAGCGGAGAGGCAGGAUCAUCAGAGCGAACUAUACACUCGCCAGCAAGAAAUUGCCGAUCUCGAAGACCAGAUUGAGCAGCUCCAAGAGCGUGCAGAGACGCAUGGCAGAACGAAUGCCGAGGUUGAAGAAAUCAGAGAGCAGCUGGAUGCGCUGCAAGCCGAAAACAAGGCAUUGACUAUGGAGCUUGAUCAGCUGCAAGCGAAGAAUAGCGAUCUAGAAGGGCGAGUCGAUGACCUCGACGCGGAAAAUGCUGACUUGGCAAAGAUGGAAGGCGAGCUUCAACGCGAGCUUGACCAGGUGCAGCGACGCUUGGCCGACGUGGUCGAUGAGCGCGGUGCGGAUGAGCAGCACCAUCAGCAGCAGAUUGUCGACGAAGUUGGGGCAGCCACGCAAGCCUUGAAAUUCCAGUAUGAAGCCGAUAUCAAUGCGCUCAGGGACGAGGGCAAUGCGGAGAAGGUGCGCGUCGAGGAGCUCGAAGCAACGCUUGACGACUACGAGCAUCGGAUGGAUGAGCAGCUGGAGCGCAUCGAGCACCUUGAACUUGAGAACCAGAACACCGCCAAAGCGUUGGCGGAAUCUGAAGCGGAGCUGGACGAGCUGCUUCGAGAGAAAUCAGAGCUUGAGAGUCUCCUUGCGACCAAAGAGACCCAGCUGAACAACACCGAGUCUGCUCGGCAAGCUGCAGAGAGCUACCUCGAGGAAAAGACCCAUCAGCUCCAGCAGUCUGACGCAGAAUUGAGCGAGGCUGCGGGACGCCUAAGCAAUGCCGAGGAAAGAAUUGAGCGCCUCAGUGCGGAUCUUGACGAAGCACGUCACGACACGGAUGAGCUGUUGCAAAACUUUGGCGAAGAGCGCGAUCGCUACGUCAGAAAGAUUCAAGCUCUCAGAGAGCGUUUGGAGGAUCGCGAUAGACAGAUCGAGGCGCUUCAAGCUCAAGCUGAUACCACGCAGCACGAUAUGAACAAUGGAGCGGAGGAGAGGGCUGUCUUGGCACAUAGGGUGGAGCAGCUCGAAGAAGAGCGCGAUGACCUUCGUGAAGAGACCGCCAAGCUGCACGCCAAGCUGGAGGACAUGCUUUCCGAUUUACGCACUGAGGAGCAAGAACGCGAAGACGAAGCUCAGAAACACGCCAACGCAAUGGAAGACCUUCAAGAUCAACAUCGUCGUUUCGUAGACGAGAAGGAAGCGGACAUCUCCUCAAUCGAAGCUGAGCUUGAGUCAUCCAAGAAGGCAUUGCAGACGUGCAAGGCGGAUCUCGAGACGUUGCAGAGCGUGUUGCGCAGCAAGGAGAUGGAGAGCGACCGUCUCGGCAAGACUCACUCGACGGAUCGACACUCUCUGGAGCUAGAAAUUGACCGCCUCAAGAGAGACUUGACCAACUGCGAAUCCGAUCUGGAACGCUCCCGCAAAGAUUUGGACCGCAGAGAAGAUGCUCUGAGGGACAAGGAGGCGCAGCUGUCUCAACUGCACGCUGAUAUCAGAACGCUCAAUGAUAGGGUUGCGAAGGAGAGCAGCGGCAAGUCGAGCCUGGACGAGAAGCUGGAAAGCAAGGAACGCGCGAUCGCUGCGAUCCAAGCGGAGCUAGACGAUGCUCGAGUCAGGGUUACUCAGCUCGAAGAGGAGCUCAAUGACGGCGAACGUUCCAUGAUGCAAGAUCAACAGCAAAUACGCAACCAGCUCACCGAGCGCAACACUCUUUUGCUGAACGUGUACCAAUUCAUGGGCAAGAUUCUUAGCGCUGACAGGCUCGGCGGUGCGAGCGGCCCGCGCAAGAGCGGCGCAAACGACAGCAAGCCUUUCACCAACUUUGCAGUCUUCCACGACAAUUUGACGACGCGCAUGCAUCGCCUUUCAGAUAUUCAAGGAUCGUUUGCUGAGCGCGUCAAGACGAUCGAGGGCAAGUUUACGGAGCAGUUCAGUGCGCUGAAACGUCAACAGGACAGCAAGUUUAGGCAAUUGGAUCGAUGCGAAGUUUCCAUCAAGACGGCAAGCGACAAGUCGAACGCGUGGAGAGCUCGCAUGGUGGCCAAGCAAUCCGAGCUGGACUUGGCCAAAACGACCGCCGCCGAGCUUCAGACGCAAUUGAGUUCCUUCAAGACCCGAUCCAAUUUGGCUUCGACGGGCGAGAACAGCAAAAUGUCGGAUCUGACCUCUAGAGCCAUGAUUGCGGAGAGGAAGCUGAAAAAGGCUCAGGACGACCUGCAUCAGUGCAACGAACGGCUGGUGGAGGAGAAAAAGAAAUCCGCAGAGGAUCAGGGCAACUCGUCGGCUCAAAUCAAGGAGCUCAAGAUGAGGUACAAGAAGCUGGAAGAGAGGCUCAAGAGCGAACGUCAAGGAGCCAAGGAACGCGUCAGCGAGCUAGAAGCCGAGAUGAAACGCUUGAAGCAACAAGAGCUGGCAGGCACUCAGAAACGUCGUGUCAACGUCGGCAACCUUCACGAUGCGCUCAAGGGCGCUGGUGCGCAGGACACUUCUUGAGGGCAUCGUGUCGCUCGUGCGCAGGAGACUUUGUGCACAUCUGUUCCAGUCACGUUCGCUCGGUGCAUGCUCCAUUCCCUACAUUCUGAUCUUACCAAGAUACGCACCUAUACUACCUGUACUUUUGAUACUACCUACCUUUGAUCGACACAAGUCGGCUUGCGCCCAGACUGUGGUCGCGGGACUCGGGGCCCAAGUAGACUUGUGAACUGUUUUUUUGC